GCUGCAUGGAGCAGGCGCAGACAAAAAGCCCUACAACCAGUUCUUUGUGGAUGACACCACGGGGCAUGUGUACAUCCGUGGGACUCUAGACCGAGAGAAGAAAGAGAUGUAUGUGCUCACUGGAAUAGCCCACUUUCAUAACGGCACCAUAGCAGAGAAGAAGAUCGACCUGAUAUUUGAAGUGGAGGAUGAGAACGACAACCCCCCAGUGUUCCCCGUCGUGCCCCCAGUGUCUGUGAACGAGAGCAGCCCUGCAGGCACUCUGGUGACUGUAUUUGCAGCAAAUGAUACAGAUAAACCUGGAACUCUUAACGCUAAGAUCAACUACACCAUUAUCAAGCAGGAGCCCCCAGAUGACAAACCUCUGUUUUACAUUGAUGAAGGCACUGGUGCUAUCUACAUCAAAGAAGACUGGCUGGACAGAGAGAGGCAAGACAACUACACUCUCACAAUUAAAGGAGUGGACAUGGCCGGAGAUCCCAAAGGUAGAUCUGGAACGGGUACAAUCGAAAUCAGAGUCCUGGACAUCAAUGACAACAUCCCCACUCUGGAGAAGGACACGUAUGAAGCCCAGAUUGUGGAGAACAAAGCCCAUGUGGAGGUGAUGAGAAUUAAAGCUUUGGACAAGGAUCUGGAGCCCACAGACAACUGGCUUGCUGUCUUCGACAUUGUUACUGGAAAUGAAGACAAGAUCUUUAGCAUAGAAACUGACCCCAACACCAACGAAGGCGUCCUCAUGUUGGAGAAGCCUGUGAACUUUGAACUGAACCCGGACAUCCAGCUUGGUGUUGUUGUGGCUAAUGUGGCUCCGCCGGUGAACCCAGGGCUCGGAGCCGAUGCUGAUCUGGACCUGGACUUGGGGAUGGACUUGGAUUUGGGGAUGGACUUGGAUUUGGGGAUGGACUUGGAUGGAGGAGGAGAGGGCGAGGGUGGGGGUGAUCUGGAUUUAGACUUAGAUUUGGACGCUGAUGUUGGAGUAGGUCUGGGAGUGGGAGCAGGAGGAGGGCCUGGUGGACCAGAUCUUGGACUUGGGGCAGGGGUUGGAGCCGGAGGAAAGCCAAGACCAAAACGACCGAAGAAGAAAAAGAAGAAAAGACCAAAAGGUAAAGUGUAUGCUGUGAACAUCGCGGUGCAGGAUGAGCCAGAGGGAGCUGCAUUCACUCCGGAGGUCCUGGAUAUUCCUGUGUCCGAGAACCCAGAUGAGCUGCCAGAUGGGGUCAUAGCUGUUUACCCCGCCAUUGACAAAGACACUGGAAAACCAUCUGAUAAUGUCACUUAUGCCAAAGGUUCAGACCCAGAGAACCUGCUGCUGAUCGACCCUGACACGGCAGAAAUCAAACUCCUGAGAGCACCGGACCGAGAGUCUCCUUUUGUCGUCAAUGGGACUUACAUCGCCAAAAUCCUCGCCAUGACAAAGGAGAUCUCCUCAAAGACUGCCACAGGAACCAUAGCUCUGCAGGUGAAGGACACCAAUGAUAACUGCCCGACGCUGACCAGCACACUGGAGCACAUCUGCACAGACGUCGAGGUGGUGAAGAUCACAGGGCAGGACCAGGAUGGAGACCCCAAUGGACCCCCUUUCACCUUCAAACUGGUUCCAAAGAAGACCAGAGGGGACUGGGAGCUCGAACGCAUAGAUGGGAUCCAUGCCAACCUGCGCACGCUGUCCCCUCUGUGGCCCGGGGUGUACGAGGUGGUGGUGGAGGUGUAUGACGCGCAGGGCAUGUACUGUCCGGAGCCCCAGACCCUGGAGGUGCAUGUGUGCUCGUGUGAGGGGGGCGAGAGCUGCAGCCCGGGCACUGUCCUGGGGCAGAAGGGCACACAGAAGAGCUCUGUGGCCGCGAUGGGAGGAGUGGUGACUGGGCUGAGCCUGGGUCUGAUCGCUCUGUUUAUUGCUGCUGUUAUGCUGAUGACCUGCAGAUUUGGAAAAGGACCUGGUGCAUUCUCAGACAUCCCCUUUCUCACCGAAGAGCACCUCAUGGUCUACCACACCGAGGGCCAAGGAGAAGACAGGGAGUUCCCUCUGCUCAGCUCUCCAGUCCUCAUGGCAGCUGGUGGAAGUAUUUCUCGGCACAUGAUCAAUACGAAGUCUGUCCGAACCGUGGGCCAGGCCAUCACCACCUCUGCUUUCGGUUCCCAUAUGAACGAGUACGAGGCGGUGGGGGGCAGGGUCAUGGGCAGCGGCCGUAUGAGGAAGAGCAGUUUUGGGGAGUCGGGCGACCUGUCCGUGAUGGCUGAGGAGAGGUUCGGAGUGGAAAGCAUGGUGGACUUCGCUCUGCCUGAUGUGCUUCUGCAUCAAUACUACGCACAGAAGUCCAGCAGUGUGAAGGACAGCUCACGGGACAGUCUGUUGGUGUACGAGUUCGAAGGUCGGGGGUCACCGGCAGGAUCAGUUGACUCUUUGGACUUGGACUUGGACGACGAUCUCGAGUUUCUAAACAACUUGGAGCUGAAGUUCAAAACGCUGGCAGAGAUCUGUGGUCCUCCUGUGACUCCUCCUCCAUUAUCGAAAAGGAACUCAGAGUACCAAACCCCGCCAACCGCUUCCAUCGCUUCUUCUUUCUCCACAUUGCAAGAUGCGUCCAUUUUAUCUACAUCAAGCCAGACGCUGCACAACCAAAACUUCUCAAACGUAACAAAAACAAAUCAGCAAAACGUACAGAAUCAAAACUUCACCACAAUCCAGAAAUCAAAAAGUUUGGCGAAUCUGAAUCUAGACACAUCUAGUUAUAGCAUGAAAGAUUUUCAGAGUGCUAGCGUUGUCCAGUCACCGCUAUUGAGUCCUCCAAGGGCAACAAUAGUGCCUCCAUUAGGUCAGGCGGUGGUACUGCAGCAACAGCCGGUUUACUACAUAACUUCCCCAGUGAUGCAACCAACUUCGCCAAUUUUACAACCUAUGCAUUAUGUUGUUCAACCUCAAGUUCAAAAUGCUAUGGUUUUCGCAGAGCCACAAGUACCCAACAUGCAAGGUUUCGUAUUGUUAAAUAACGGUUUGGGGUCCAUGGAGCAUACGGUGUUCCCAGGGUCGAUGUCUCUUGGUAGAAGGCACAUGAGCGUGGUUGAUAUCAGCCAGUGUGUAGGGGCAGAGCAAGCGCCUGGCAGUCAAUACUCAGGGAGAAAUUUGUGUAAACAAGAUAGAAGAAUGUCCGAAAGUGGAUUAAACUCAGCGGCGUCGUUAAGCGUGUUUGAUUUCGGACAGCACGUUGAGGCCAUACAAAUGCCCGUCAGUCAAACAUCAGGGAUGAGUACACAGAAAAAGGGGAGGCACUUAUCAGAAAGUCAGUUGAAUUCAGCAAGAUCUUUGGGUGGUUUUGACAUUGGCCAGUAUGUUGAAGUACAGCAAGUGUCUGCCAGUAAAAAAAAGGGAAGAAGAGUUUCAGAAGGUUGUUCAGUUUCAGAAGUCAACGGCAAUCUGUCUCAAAGCAGUACAGUGACAGAUUCAGGAGCAGUAAAAAUUCGCAAAAAAACUAGACAGAAGAUUAUGGAAGAAGUAAAUGAACAUGUUGUCACUGAAGAAGUACCAACGGCCAACGUAACGGUCCAUUCAGACCAGAGUGUCAAGGCGUCCAGUUUUCAUGCAACGUCUACAUGCGUCAACGCUCUGGACAUGCUUGGUGUCCAAGGACAACCAAGCAGGGAUGACUAUCCAGUGAUGUAG
Messenger RNA from Boleophthalmus pectinirostris (great blue-spotted mudskipper), 3658 nucleotides. RefSeq names its product desmoglein-2.1-like. Lineage: Eukaryota; Metazoa; Chordata; Actinopteri; Gobiiformes; Gobiidae. Gene Ontology annotation, molecular function: calcium ion binding. The record is from RefSeq and is a predicted model, not a curated record. The transcript is spliced from 15 exons. Gene Ontology annotation, biological process: homophilic cell-cell adhesion. Gene Ontology annotation, cellular component: desmosome; plasma membrane. Bases 107 to 3658 code for a protein of 1183 amino acids.